This is a messenger RNA of Leptosia nina, 927 nucleotides long. The record is from the annotation of a GenBank genome assembly. Lineage: Eukaryota; Metazoa; Arthropoda; Insecta; Lepidoptera; Pieridae.
AUGAUACGAGAGUUCUAUGAUAGUACAGAUGAAGAUGAAAUGGAAAGCCAGUAUCAGGUAGAUCCAGAAUGUCUGGUUCUAACGAGACCUGAUCGUGAUAUGCACAAUCGGUGUUGCGGGGGCAAGGCCUGGUGUAUUCGAGACAUAUGCGGCAUUAUAUGUGCGGUGUUAACAUGGCUUCUCAUCCUGUAUGCAGAAUUUGUGGUGAUGAUGGUGAUGCUUCUGCCAGGAGUGGCCACAUACCCACUUUACAGCUAUAUCAACAUCAUUAUUUUCCAGACAUUUGCAUUUCUCGCUUUUGCCUCACACCUUAGGACCAUGUUUACUGAUCCAGGCGCUGUACCAAAAGGCAACGCGACUAAAGAAAUGAUUAAACAGAUGAGCUUCCGCGAGGGUCAGGUUAUCUUCAAGUGCACGAAAUGCUGCAGCAUCAAGCCGGAGCGUGCCCACCACUGCUCCGUGUGCCAGAGGUGCAUCAGGAAGAUGGACCACCACUGCCCAUGGGUGAACAAUUGCGUUGGCGAAAACAACCAGAAGUAUUUUGUAUUAUUUACGUUCUACAUAGCUGCCAUAUCGAUUCACUCGCUGACGCUAUCCGUGUACCAGUUUGUGACGUGCAUCCGACACGAGUGGCGCGAGUGCAGCACGUAUUCGCCCCCAGCAACAGUGGUUCUGCUGCUGUUCUUGAUAGCUGAGGCGCUGCUCUUCGCUAUUUUCACCGCGGUGAUGCUCGGCACGCAGCUGCACGCCAUAUGGAAUGAUGAGACGGGCAUUGAACAACUAAAGAAGGAGCAAGCGCGCUGGAUCCGCAAAUCUCGUUGGAAGAGUAUACAGUCGGUAUUUGGACGUUUUUCAAUUCUUUGGUUCUCACCGUUCACGCAGCCUUCGCCUAAAACCAAACUAGAGAGCUAUUUGUAUAGUGUCUAA